CUAUUUGAGAUUCUUCCUUUUAAUGAAUUUUGAUUGUUAGAAUUAAUUUUUAGGUGAAUUUUGCUUUUUUUCCUAAUUUAGGUCAUCUGAACAAUGGAAGUUAAUGUUUAGCGGUCAAAUUUUUUCGCUCUUCUUUUUUUUCUGUGUUAUUAUUUGUCAUUGAUUCAGUGAAAUUAUUGAAGAUUUAAAUGUGUCAAUAUAAUCAUGGAUUGAUUUAUAUUUUUCCAUGAUUUAAUUGAUUUAUUAUCAAAAUGUUGAGAUACUAAUCAGUUAGAUCUGAUGCAAUCUCCAACAAUUGUGAUUGCUAAGGCGACACUGUCUUGUUUGUUUGUUACCAGAACGUUUUUGUUUCCAUCAUUUCAUUUUCUCAAAUAAUUGUGUUAAUUGUUUUUAUAUCAAUUUUUAUUAAGUGAUAAGAACAAAAUUAUCCUUGUAAUUAGUUACUAAUGCAAAAAGCAAUUAGCUUUGGAAAAUAUAAAUUGAUCAAAAUUGGAUCCAUCGUCUUGGUUGUUGGAGGUGGACUGGCAGGAACCAAGAGAUAUUUGAAAAAAGAGGAUGUCCGAAAAUCAUCAUCACCACCAACAUCCAACGAGGAAGAUUAUAUUUACUUGGCUCCAUUGGUUGAAGGCUAUGAUGUUGACGAGAGCGAGAAAAGAUUGCGAAAAAGUCUUAAUUACUUGAGAUUUGGACGGUCAAACAACCCUAAAUUGAGAAACUUUAGCCUCAACAAUUUAGCUAAAAUGAAAUCUCUUUUAGAUUAUCAUUGUCAACGAAUUGCAAUGUUAUGUGAUUAUCAAAUUAGCGUAGCUUUGGCCCGAAUUAAAGAUGUCGAUUUGCGAUUAUUUAGGCCACCAUUGAACAUUCAUCUUCGCCGAGGAGAGAUUUUCACUAUUCUAAAUGAUUUGUAUAAAACUUUUCCCGAAUCUUCAUGUGCCAGUUUUUUCGCUUUGAUGGCCUUUCGAACACGAGAACGAUUAAAAACCGUUGAAUCAGUUUUAGAAGAGGAAUUGCGAGAAAGCUAUUUAUCUAAACAAGGAAUCAAUUUACUUUGUCUUCAAUCACUAAUCCGUUAUGCUAUGAUUAGUGAAGAGAUUUGUUCAUUCAUGGUUGACAAAGGAUUAAUGUCUUGUUUACUUAAUCUACGAGAUAAAUUUAUCGAUGAUUUUGAGAUUAAUGCCACAAUAGUUAAACUAUUGGCCCAAUUAAGUGAACAUCAAUUUAGUCAAUAUCAUUUCUAUUCAACUGGUUGGAUUGGGAUUCUUGCAGGAUGGUUAAGAUCUGAUGUUCCCAUUGAAUUACGUUUACCUGCAGCUAAAAUCCUUCACAAUUUAGAUAAUAAGGAAACUAUUUUAGGUAAUCAUCUUUACCUUUUACAUCCUAUUUAUAUUGGCGAAACCUUUGAUUACGAUGUGGUCUUUAUUCACGGCCUAAUGGGAGGCGUUUAUCGAACCUGGAGACAAUAUACCGGAAGUUUAACGGAAGGAAAUCAGGUGACUCGAUGUUGGCCUCAAGAUUGGCUUCCUCAAGAUGUGCCCAAUUUAAGGAUAAUCGCUGUUGAUUAUUAUUCAUCUCUAUUUGAAAGGAAAUCAACUUGUAUUCCUGAAGCGAGAUCAUUAGAGGAAAGAGCUGAUUUGUUAAUCAAUGAAUUGAUAAAAGCAGGUUUAGGUCAAAGACCAAUCAUUUUCAUCGGCCACUCAAUGGGAGGCCUUUUAAUUAAACAAAUUCUUGUUAAUUGUGAUAAAAAAGAUAAUCCUGAUCGUCGUUUGUUACUCGAUAAUGUCAAAGGAUUGGUUUUCUAUUCGGUUCCUCAUAGAGGAUCAGAGGCAACUAAAUUAUCUCUUAAUUUACAAAGGAUUUUCGUUCCAUCUCAAGAAAUACGAGAAUUAAUCAAAGAUUCACCAAAAUUGCUCAAUCUUCAUGAAUCUUUCAUUUCAUUAUUGGCAAUCAAACCAAUAGAUUUAAUCAGUUUCGGUGAGAAGGAACAAGUUCAAGUUAAUAUCAAAGGCGUUAAAAUCAAUACUCUUCUAGUUCCAACUGAAUCAUCUUACUUGGAUAUCGGACAAUUUCAUGUUCUUGAUACAAAUCAUUUUCUCACUUGUAAACCAUCCGAUAAAUCAUCACCAUCCUAUUCAAUUGUUAAAGAUUUCAUCCAAUCAAUAAUUGAUAAAACAUCAACACCACCAAAAAGCAUCAACACUUCAAACAACCUCAACAUUUAACUUUACCAAUGUAAUAAAAUUAACUCAAAGACUAUUUUUAAAAACAAUAUUUAAACAUGAACAUGAAUAAAAAAAUAAAA
This is a messenger RNA of Panonychus citri (citrus red mite), 2299 nucleotides long. RefSeq names its product protein SERAC1-like. Gene Ontology annotation, molecular function: hydrolase activity, acting on ester bonds. Lineage: Eukaryota; Metazoa; Arthropoda; Arachnida; Trombidiformes; Tetranychidae. The record is from RefSeq and is a predicted model, not a curated record. The transcript has 4 exons. The coding region runs from base 447 to 2219 and encodes 590 amino acids.